AUGACUUCUGUUAGUGAAGAACAAAAAUCACCUUCAAAAAUUUUACAAAACGGAAAUCAACAAAUAUCAAAAGUUCAAUUUCAUCUUGAUGAUUCUCGGCAUAUAGAUGAUAAUCAUGAAUUAUUAGAUGAGUUUCAUGAAUAUUCACCGUAUUCAAAUAAUAAUUCAUCAUCAUCAUCAAUGAAUUCCACAACAAAUGGCACAACACUGCCAAAAACAUUAUUGAAUAAUGAAAAUAGGCUAAUGACAAAACGUAGUAUCAGGUAA
Molecule: messenger RNA, 267 nt
Organism: Rotaria sp. Silwood1
Lineage: Eukaryota; Metazoa; Rotifera; Eurotatoria; Philodinida; Philodinidae
Source: the annotation of a GenBank genome assembly